AUGUCGGCCAUACGUCGAGCCGUGUCCUCCAUCUACCGCGACCACCCAUCGCUCUACAAGAUCAUUGGCCUGACAACGCGGUCUCCUAUCCACGACGGUCCGCAGGUCAAGGCGCCGCGCAGCGAGGACGACGCGCGGACGUCCGCGCGGCACGUGUACCACGACCUGGGCGCUCUAGUCUUUCUCAAGAGGCUCGAACAGAGCCAAGUCCAGCGGAUGGGCGACAUACUGGCGGAGGUUGUGCGCUUGGGUGGUCCGGCUGCCAUAGCGGACGGGAAGAAAGUGAAGGGGUGUCCCGGUACGCAGACACAUGAGGAUGCCAUGGAGACGGUGUUGAAGCCGUUGUGGACAUUGGAGGCGGACGUGUUGGGCGGCAACAUACACGGUGUGGGAACGGGGGCGGAGGAUGAAGAAAAAGUCUAG
This is a messenger RNA of Emericellopsis cladophorae, 423 nucleotides long. RefSeq lists its product as uncharacterized. The record is from RefSeq and is a predicted model, not a curated record. The coding region runs from base 1 to 423 and encodes 140 amino acids. The transcript has a single exon. NCBI's taxonomy places the organism in Eukaryota, Fungi, Ascomycota, Sordariomycetes, Hypocreales, Bionectriaceae.